This is a messenger RNA of Meloidogyne enterolobii, 609 nucleotides long. Lineage: Eukaryota; Metazoa; Nematoda; Chromadorea; Rhabditida; Meloidogynidae. The record is from the annotation of a GenBank genome assembly.
AUGUCGUUAACACCAUCUUCUAGCAUCCCGGGACAUCGCCGAACAUGGGACAAAACUGAAUUUGAGAUAAGGGCUCAAGAGCGUUUGGCAGCUGAAAAAGAAGCUUUUGAUAUUAAAAGAGGAGUAAUUAAACCGCCCAAGGGUCCUAAAUUGGAUCUUGAAUCAAAAGUUGGAAAACAAGUUGUUAUAAAUAAAACGACUCCCUCGGCCGAAAGUGGUGGAUAUUAUUGCAAUAUCUGUGAUUGUGUAGUUAAAGAUUCUCUUAACUUUUUGGAUCAUAUUAAUGGGAAAAAUCAUCAAAGAAAUUUGGGUUUUUCAAUGCGUGUUAAGAAAAGUACAGUUGAUGAAGUUCGUGAACGAUUGGCAUUAAAGAAGAUUGAAAAAGAAUCUAAAGGUCGCGAUAAUGAAGAAGAAAGGCAGAAUGAUUUAAAAGAGGAAGAAGCGAAACUUGCUGAUUUUAAACGUCAACAACGAGAACGGCAAAAAGAACAAAUUCGAAAAAGACCAGCUAAAAAUAAUGUGGAAGAAGUUUCUGCCGAUCCUGAACUUUUGAGUAUUAUGGGAAUUGGUAAUUUUAGCAGUAAACAACAACAAAAGAAGAAAAAAUGA